Molecule: messenger RNA, 1251 nt
Organism: Chlorella variabilis
Lineage: Eukaryota; Viridiplantae; Chlorophyta; Trebouxiophyceae; Chlorellales; Chlorellaceae
Exons: 10
Coding region: 1-1251 (416 amino acids)
Biological process (GO): canonical NF-kappaB signal transduction
Molecular function (GO): protein binding
Source: RefSeq, a predicted model, not a curated record
AUGGCCAAGGACAAGCGCAAACGCUCCAAAUCGGGCAGUAGACGCAGGGAAAAGAAGCCCAAGAAGCGCAGACGAGCCGAUGAAUCCAAGAAGCGGCGCAGGCGCAGUCCCAGCAGCAGCAGCGACGGCAGCGGCGGCAGCGGGCCGCCGCCUCCCUCGCCGCAGCACCUGCUGGUGGCGGCGGCGGUGGGCGACCGUCAGCGCUGCCGUGAGCUGGUGCAGCAGGGGGCUGACGUGGCGUACGCGGAUGCAGAGGGAACCACAGCACUGCACGAGGCCUGCAGGCACGGCCACCUGCCCACCGUGCGCCUGCUGCUGCGACGCGGCGCCGAUGCGGGGGCUGUGGAUAUGCGAGGCGACACGCCCGCCCACCUGGCCGCCCGCCACGCCCAUCUUGACCUGCUGCCAGCGCUGCUGGAGGCGGACCGCCCACCAGAGAUCGAGGCGGUGAAUGCGCGGGGCGAGAGCGUGCAGGAGCUGGCGGCGAGGGCCAUGGACAAACAGGAUUCGUAUCGGCGCGAGGUGCAGGAGCGGCAGGUGGAGCGGCAGGGCGAGGCCCAGCAGCAGCGCAGCCCCUCGCUGGGCCCGAGCGAUUGGGAGUGGCAGCAACGGCUGGCGGGCGAGCUGUCUGGCGGCGAAGUGGAGGAGGAGUGGGGGGCGUUUGGCGGGGGGGACUGGCACGCAGACGAGUACGAGACGGCGGAGGAGUAUGCGCAGCGCAUAUGGGCGGAGAUGCAGGCGCACCGGCGGGCAGAGGAGGAGAAGAUGCGGGCGGCGUUCAGCAAGCGCAGGAGGAAGGAGGAGGCGGUACGGGAGGCGUACCGCGCGCAGGCCGAGGCGGAGAGCCGCCGCAUCCUGGAGGAGCAGCGCGGGCAGGAUGCGGCCUGGCGGGCGGCGGUGGCAGAGGGCCAGGCCGGCGCCAAGCGCGCCUCAUACGAGGCCCGCUGGCAGUUCUUCUCCUCCAAGCACCCGGAGGCGGUGGUUGGCUACGGCGACGUGCCCUGGAUACUGGCUGCCGAGGGCGCACCACAGGAGGAGCUGCAGCGAGUGGUGCUGUACGGCACCAGCGGGACGGAGGAGCAGCGCAGGCGGCUGCGAACCGAGCUCAUCCGCUGGCACCCAGACAAGUUUGUGUCCAAGUUUGGGCGGCGGCUGGCGCCGGCGGACCGCGAGCGAGUGCUGGCACGUGUCAACGCUGUGUCGCAGCAGCUCACGGCCAUGAAUGCCGCCGUGCAACAGGCCAGGCAGUAG